AGCUUAUAUAAUUCCACUAUCUAUGACCAUCACAAAUAUCUUGAACCCAAUCAUUCACCAAAGCUCUCUGUAAACCUUUUGAUUUUCAUCAUCGUUGUGUUAGCUCAUAAGAGAGAGAUAUGGGAAGUACUCCGGCUGAAGUACCCUGCGAGGAUGUCGCCGAUAACAGAUCCGGCGUCGGAGGUGGUAUCUCCGACGUCUACGGCGAGGAUUUAGCCACCUUGGACCAGCUCGUCACUCCUUGGGUUACCUCCGUCGCUAGUGGAUACUCGUUGAUGCGUGACCCGAGAUACAACAAAGGACUUGCGUUCACUGAUAAAGAGAGAGAUGCUCAUUACUUAACUGGUCUUCUUCCCCCUGUUGUUAUUAGCCAGGAAGUUCAGGAGAGGAAGCUGAUGCACAAUCUCCGCCAAUACACUGUUCCUCUACAGCGUUACAUGGCCCUCAUGGAUCUUCAGGAAAGGAACGAGAGGUUGUUCUAUAAGCUUUUGAUUGACAACGUGGAGGAGCUGCUUCCAGUUGUGUACACACCAACAGUUGGUGAGGCUUGCCAGAAGUAUGGUAGUAUUUUCAGGAAGCCACAGGGUCUCUACAUCAGCUUGAAUGAGAAGGGCAAGAUUCUUGAAGUGUUGAAGAACUGGCCUCAGAGAGGGAUUCAAGUUAUUGUUGUCACUGAUGGUGAGCGCAUUCUCGGUCUCGGAGAUCUUGGUUGCCAGGGAAUGGGAAUUCCAGUGGGGAAGCUUUCUCUUUACACAGCUUUGGGAGGAAUCCGUCCAUCAGCUUGCCUUCCAAUCACUAUUGAUGUGGGUACAAACAACCAGAAGUUGCUGGAUGAUGAAUUCUACAUUGGCCUUAAACAGAGAAGGGCAACUGGGCAGGAGUAUGCAGACUUUCUGCAUGAGUUCAUGUGCGCUGUGAAGCAGAACUACGGAGAGAAAGUGUUGGUGCAGUUUGAAGAUUUUGCAAACCACAAUGCGUUUGACCUUCUGUCUAAGUACAUGGAUACUCAUCUUGUCUUCAAUGACGAUAUCCAGGGUACUGCAUCAGUGGUGCUUGCUGGGCUUAUUGCCGCUCAGAAAGUGCUUGGUAAAAGCCUUGCUGACCAUACCUUCUUGUUCUUGGGUGCCGGAGAGGCUGGUACUGGUAUUGCUGAGUUAAUUGCUCUUAAAAUUUCUAAAGAGACUGGAGCUCCCAUCGAGGAGACCAGGAAGAAGAUUUGGCUUGUGGACUCCAAGGGACUGAUCGUUAGCUCACGCAAAGAAUCACUUCAGCACUUCAAGCAGCCAUGGGCGCAUGAGUACGAACCUGUCAAGGACCUCAUUGGUGCUGUGAAUGCAAUCAAACCAACUGUUCUCAUUGGAACCUCUGGUGUGGGUCAGACUUUCACAAAGGAAGUAGUCGAGGCCAUGGCUACCAACAACGAGAAACCGUUGAUUCUUGCUCUCUCAAACCCUACUUCUCAAGCUGAGUGUACCGCAGAACAGGCUUACACAUGGACCGAGGGUCGUGCAAUCUUUGGUAGUGGAAGCCCGUUUGAUCCCGUUGAGUACAACGGCAAAACUUACUUGCCUGGCCAGGUCUGUGUUACUUCCUUAUUAUUUUCUCUGUCACUUAAUCUGAAUGCUCAUAUCAGAACCCUACAGGCAAACAACUGUUACAUUUUCCCGGGUCUGGGACUUGGUUUGAUCAUGUCCGGUGCUAUUCGUGUCCGUGAUGACAUGCUCCUCGCAGCUUCUGAAGCAUUGGCCGCUCAAGUCACUGAAGAGAACUUCGCCAACGGUCUGAUCUACCCACCAUUCUCUAACAUCAGAGAAAUCUCUGCUAACAUUGCAGCCAGUGUGGCCGCAACAACCUAUGACCUCGGAUUGGCGUCGAACCUCCCACGUGCGAAGGAUCUGGUGAAGUUUGCCGAGAGCUGCAUGUACAGCCCUGUCUACAGAAACUACCGUUAAAAAAAGAAGUGUUGAAGAAACAUGCAGAUUCUUCUUCUAUUCACAACCUUCUUGAGGCUUUUGUAUAAGUGUUGUUUGUUUGUAUUCUACUUUCUUCUACACUAUAAUGUUUCGAGCACUCUCUCUCCUUUGUCUUUGCUUCUUGUUUUGUGGAAUAAUAAAAAUCCAAUCUAAAAAAAAAAGCUACGUUUUCACCCACACAA
This is a messenger RNA of Brassica napus (rape), 2155 nucleotides long. RefSeq names its product NADP-dependent malic enzyme 2. Bases 120 to 1952 code for a protein of 610 amino acids. NCBI's taxonomy places the organism in Eukaryota, Viridiplantae, Streptophyta, Magnoliopsida, Brassicales, Brassicaceae. Gene Ontology annotation, cellular component: chloroplast. The transcript has 17 exons. Gene Ontology annotation, molecular function: malate dehydrogenase (decarboxylating) (NADP+) activity; NAD binding; malate dehydrogenase (decarboxylating) (NAD+) activity. Gene Ontology annotation, biological process: malate metabolic process; pyruvate metabolic process. The record is from RefSeq and is a predicted model, not a curated record.